This is a messenger RNA of Pyrenophora tritici-repentis Pt-1C-BFP, 2790 nucleotides long. RefSeq names its product TadD, Flp pilus assembly protein TadD. NCBI's taxonomy places the organism in Eukaryota, Fungi, Ascomycota, Dothideomycetes, Pleosporales, Pleosporaceae. The record is from RefSeq and is a predicted model, not a curated record. Gene Ontology annotation, biological process: mRNA splicing, via spliceosome; spliceosomal tri-snRNP complex assembly. Gene Ontology annotation, cellular component: catalytic step 2 spliceosome; U4/U6 x U5 tri-snRNP complex. Gene Ontology annotation, molecular function: protein binding.
AUGAGUCGACGUGACUUCUUGUCCAUGCCCGCGCCCGAAAACUAUGUGGCUGGUUUGGGCAGAGGAGCUACGGGCUUCACGACCCGGAGUGACUUGGGUCCUGCUCGUGAGGGGCCGUCAGAGGAGCAAAUGAAGGAGAUGCUGGCAAAGCGUGCGGCAUCCUUGGGUCAAGCAGCGCCUUCUGCGUAUGGAGUCACAGAAAAGAAGGAGGAGGAGAGAGACGAGGAAGAAGACCGAUUCCAGGAUCCUGACAAUGAGGUCGGCCUAUUCUCAAGUGGUAUGAACUACGACAAGGAGGACGAUGAGGCAGACCGCAUCUACCAGGAAGUAGACGAGAAAAUGGACAAACGCCGCCGAGCCAGAAGGGAAGCUCGAGAGCAACAAGAACGUGACGAAUACGAACGUAACAACCCGAAAAUCCAGCUUCAGUUCGCCGAUUUAAAACGAGCCCUCGGUGGCGUUUCGGAGGAGGAGUGGGCAGCGCUGCCAGAAGUUGGAGACAUGACAGGAAAAGCAAAGCGUGCACGUGAAGCUCGUAUGGCCAACUCGCGGUCAUAUGCUGUUCCGGAUAGUGUAUUGGCCGCCGCAUCGAAAAGCGGUGAACUUGAUACCUCGAUAUCUUCCGACGCUGAUGGCAUGACUACCAACCUUGCGAGUAUCGGUGCUGCUCAGCUGUCUGCGCUGACUGUACGACUCGACUCGGCGGCGAGUGCGCCUGGCUCGCAAACCACGACGACUUCAGGGACAACAACAUCUGUAGACCCCAAAGGAUACAUGACUGCUCUGAGCAGGAAGGAGGCAAUGGGUGGUGAAGUGCCAGUAGAAGAUAUUAACAGAGCCCGCGUUCUGCUAGAGUCGGCCGUCAAGACCAACAUACACAAUGGUCCUGGUUACGUUGCGCUGGCACGCCUCGAAGAGGUGGCUGGAAAGAUUCAUACUGCUAAAAAGGUUAUUGCUCGGGGAUGCGAAUUGUGCCCGAAAUCCAUCGUCGUUUGGGAGGAGGCUAUCCGGUUGAAUCGCGACAAUCUGCACAACGCGAAAAUCAUCGCAGCGAACGGCAUCAAACAGAACCCUAAGGCUGUGAAGCUGUGGGAAGCUGCAAUUGACCUGGAACAGACACAGGCAGCCAGAAAAAAGGUUACCCGUCAGGCUUUGGAUCAUAAUCCUCAGAGUGUGGAGCUGUGGAAGACACUCAUCAACGACACAGAAGAGUUGGAUGCCGUUCGCCUCCUAUUCGCCAAAGCAACAGAGACCAUACCACUCGCUGAAGAGUUAUGGGUUUCUUACGCGCGUGUUUCAGAACCGGAAGCUGCACAACAGAUUCUUAACAAAGCGCGCAAGGCCAUCCCAACCAGUUGGGCCAUUUGGAUUCACGCCUGCAGACUCCAAGAAGAGCUUGGCAAGGUGGAUAUGUUGGACAUGAUUAUGAGCCGAGCUGUCAAAUCCCUUAUCAAAGAGAACGCCAUGAUCAAGCGGGAAGAGUGGAUUGCACAGGCGGAGAUUUGUGAGGAGCAAGGGGACAAGGGAACAGCAGCUGCCAUAAUCAAGGCAACUGUUGGCUGGGGUCUCGACGAGGACGACGAUCGCAGGGAUGUGUGGCUAGAAGACGCUAGGAGUGUUUUGAACAGGAACAAGCCAGAGACAGCUAGAGCGAUCCUGGGUUUCGCUGUCGCCGUCUUCCCGUACAGCACCACAGUUUGGCACGCGUCUACGGAUCUUGAAAAGCACCAUGGCACGACGGACACACUGCUGAAUGUUCUGGAACGCGCGGUAAACGCUUGCCCGAACUCGGAGUCUCUGUGGUUGCUGUACGCUCGAGAGAUGUGGCAGUCAGGAAACCCUGAGGGUGCUCGCAAGGUUUUGGGCCGAAGUUUCGAGGCUCUACCAGGUAACGAAAUGCUGUACACUCGCGCCGUCGACUUCGAAGUAGACGCUGGUAAUUUCGAUGAGGCUCGACAGUUCCUCAAAGUGGCCCGUGAAUCAGCUGCUACUGACCGAAUCUUCAUGAAGUCUGCGGUGCUCGAGCGACAGCUAGAGAAUUACGAGACUGCGAUCGACAUUUGCAAUCAGGGACUGCAAAACUGGCCGGGUAGCUGGAAGUUGCAUGCUGUCAAGGGACAGGUGUAUGAGCAGUUAUCGAAGCUGCCUGAAGCUCACGAGGCCUUCAGUAUCGGUACACGUGCGGUACCAAAAGCGCCAGUUCUGUACAUCCUCCUCUCCCGUCUACAAGUCAAGCAGGGCGCGGUUGUUAAAGCGAGAUCAACGCUAGAUCGUGGCCGACAGCAGAACCCAACGAGCGAGGAUAUACUUCUUGAGCAGGUCCGACUGGAGCGUCGCCAAAACAACAUGAAUGCUGCUCAGCAACUCAUGGCUGGUGCUCUGCAAAAGUGCCCCAACUCAGGUAAACUGUGGGCGGAGAAGAUCAUGCACCUUGAAAAUCGUACGCAGCGGAAGCCGCGUGCACUUGAAGCCAUCAAGAAGGUCGAGAAGGAUGCACAACUAUUCGUUGUUGUUGCACGUAUCUUCUGGUCUGAGCGACGACUUGACAAGGCGGCAACGUGGUUCGUCAAGGCAGUCACUCUCGACAGCGACUAUGGCGACGCGUGGGUAUGGUACUACAAGUUUUUGGAGCAGCACGGCACCGAAGAAAAGAAGCAGGACACAUUGUCCAAGGUUGCGUUGGCUGAGCCCAAGCAUGGAGAAAUAUGGCAGUCGGUGGCUAAAGACCCGAAGAAUGCACGUCUGGGCGUUGAGGAGGUUCUCAAGCUUGCGGCGCAGAACGCAGAGUAG